Messenger RNA from Knipowitschia caucasica, 549 nucleotides. The record is from the annotation of a GenBank genome assembly. NCBI's taxonomy places the organism in Eukaryota, Metazoa, Chordata, Actinopteri, Gobiiformes, Gobiidae.
AUGUCGAGCGAGAAGCCCCCAGACAGCCUCCCCUCUCCCUCUCCUCCGCUUCUCGGGUCUUCCGUGAAGCAGCAGCAGCAGCAGCAGCAGCAGUGCAUCACCACCUCCUCCUCCACCUCCUCCAUCACCGGGGAAAGGAUGGUGUCUUCGGCCGGGUCUAUGGUUCUCCCGGGUGGGGUGAUGAAUCCCUCCGUGCCCAUACGGAAUAUCCAGAUGAAAUUCGCGGUUCUGGUGGGUCUCAUUGAGGUCGGAGAGGUUAGCAACAGAGACAUCGUGGAGACAGUCUUGAACCUGAGGUUGCAGGGGCUGGUGCUGCUGGAGCCGGUGGCCCAGUUACAGAGAGCUCCUCCUGGGCAAAAGCUCUUCUGUCAGCCUGCUCUACAUUUCAGUGGGCAGUAUAAUGACCCAUCCUCCUAUGCACAGUUCUGCUCCUCAUACGCUGCCCGGCCGGCAUGCAUUAGAAAGCAGGUGGAGAGGAGGAGGCGUGGGGCCGGGUGGGGGAGGAGAGACAGAGUGGUGGUGAGAUGCUGCAGUGGCUAUGUGCUCUGA